This is a messenger RNA of Spirodela intermedia, 3459 nucleotides long. The record is from the annotation of a GenBank genome assembly. NCBI's taxonomy places the organism in Eukaryota, Viridiplantae, Streptophyta, Magnoliopsida, Alismatales, Araceae.
AUGGCGGCCGAUCCGAACAUGGGACUUCAGCGGCGGAGAGCAGCGUCAGCUUUCUGUGACCGUCACAUGGUUUCUUUUCAGCCGGAUACUGUAGGGAGCGCGACGACGACGAUUCCCUCCUGUACGGCUGGGUUUAGUGGGGUGAACAGCGCGACAGGUAUAACUUUCUCCUCGAGUCCCGAUGGUACAAACGACACGGCUGUGCUGUUUCCCAGGGGGAAUGCAGCUAGACGCCUCCAUCUUCAUCCGGUAAUCGGGCUCAAGCACGGCAAAGGGUUGGCUGCGGAUUGGUCAUUCGAAGAACAGUUAUUAUUGGAGGAAGGCCUUGUCAAGUAUGUAGUCUGCAGCUUUUCUUUUCAUCUUCUUACGAUCCUUUUCCGUCGAUCUCUUACUUAUCUACGUGUAUGAAGGAAAAUCCUUACCCCUAGCUCCACAAAUCAGGAUCACAACCAAUAAAUCUGACAAGAGCAGGAAACCGUCCUCCAUCAUGCAUAACAAAUAAAUCAUACAUAACCGAGCGAAUUGACAAGGGAAAGCCGCUUUAGUUCCCGUGCAAAUAUUUUACCAAUAGGUUAUUGUCCUCGUAGCGAAUAUCCAUAUUCCAAGCACUCCUGUUCUGCUAUUCGCAUAGAUCAAGCGUUUUUGUCCCGCCAGUUUUUAAGGGACACAAUAUGUUCCUGCGUCUCGAAAUAAAUACAUUAUUUACUCUCUGCACAUAUACUAUACACGGAUCCUGUGUGGCAACAAAGAUUAUUAUCUCAUGUUCUGGACCAAUGCAUCUUUUAGCCCCACUUAGUAAUAUUUCUCUGCCUUAUGAAGUGAAUGAUAACUUUUUCCUUCCACUUAUUAGGUACGCCAAUGAACCUACUAUCAUGAGAUAUAUCAAGAUAGGAGCUAUUCUGCAUAAUAAAACCGUAAGGGAUGUCGCUAUGAGGUGCCGAUGGAUGAUAGUAAGUCCUUUAUAGAUUUUCUCAAGAGAUUAUCAUCACUAUAUUUUUUACCUUCUGAAUAAUCUGCAUUCCCUUUGCAAGAGUUGGACUGCACACAAAUAUGUACUUCUAUUACAUGUGAUUCUCAUAUAACAGAGCUUCGGAUAAUCAAAGGAUUAUGCCAACGGCCACAGGGAUAGAUUUACCGUACUUUCCUCACAGAGGACAAGACGUUCCUUUGGAGAGUUUCACUUUUUGAACAGGCUAUGGUGGCAGUUUUCUUGGGUUCAUAUCUUCCCUUUCACUGUCAGCAUUUAAGUUGUGUUGCAACACUCCAACAUCACCACAGUUGAUUGUGGGAUCUGAUCCAUGGGAACGUCCAAACUAACAUAGAUGAAAGCUACCCAGACCUUCAGAAAGCAGAGGCCAUGCAUCCAAUCCAUGGAAACCUUUGGACACGCAAUUAGUGGUAGUAUCUUAUCUGCUCAAAGAAACCUGGCCAACAAUCUUCAAGCGACAUGAAGGUUUAGACGUACUUGUAAAAUUUCACUGGUGCCUUCUUCGUGCAAGACAGGUAUGAAUGUGGGGCUGGCCGGUCUAGGGUUCUUAAGAAUGCAGAGCCAGAGUUGAAGCGGAAAACAGAAGGGGAAAAAGGGGUUGUUAGUGGCUUGACCCCACAGAAUGCCAUUUGGCUCAUGACCUUGGGUGAAACUCAUUAGGAAGGCACAACGAAGGAAGUAGAACACAGAACAGCAGAUUCUCAUUGAAAAUGACUAAAAAGAAAACCUUCUAAAUGAAGUUACUAGCAAGCUAUAAUGAUCUGCACUUGACAUCAACCAUGGCCCAUAUAUAUAUAUCGCAAAAAUGGAUUGUUGAGGAAUUCAUUAGCAGGAAAACGAAAGAAGAUCAGGCACCUGAUUAUUGAUUUCCGCUGAAGAUGUUACUGUGAGGCUAAUUUUUUUGCCAGUUUUGUCAUAAUUGAAGCGAGAUUGUACCCUCACGUGUCAACUAUGAUUAUCAAUUCCCAGCACUCUGCUGGAAACAUCUGAUAAAGAAGCUAAACAUACUCCCUGGCGGUUCUGUUGGCUUCAAUGAGAAGAUCUGAUGAUUCUUGGAAUCCACAACACUUGAGGCUUGCAGGUUCAAAUUCCCAUACCGACCAAGAAAUAUUUAUUCAUCUCCUGGUCUUCAAUGAUCAGCGCCUCCUCACACCCGUACAUUUCCUCCAGUUGAACCUUUUUGGUAGCCAGUUGGUGCACUUACAAAGUGGACAAGGGAUAUGUUUGCCCAUCGCACAGCAGCUGGGCCUAAUCCAUAGGAAACCAUUUCUGUUCACAUUUCAAGAAACUAUUCUAUUUUUUUCUGUAUGCUCUGCGCUAAGAUGAUCCCUCAAAUCUUAUUGGAAUUAAGAAUUCAUGCGUAGUUUCUUAUUAUUUACAGAGGAAGGAGGCCAGGAAACGGCGCAAGCAAGAAGAGUAUUAUCAGAAGAGAAUGAAAGACAACAAGGUAAUUUCCUUCCCCUCCCUCUUUCUCUGUUCCCUUCCAUGAUUCUCGUCAACGAGGUUCACAUAGUUACGAACAGGUUUAGACAUAACUCAGUUCAGUUAUAGAAAAAAAUUCUACUCAAAUUGGGUUUCAAUCUAAGAUCCACGGGUACGAUAAAGCCUCUCCCAAUUCACAACUGAAUCGUCAGGUGGAUUAUUCCUCAAGGUCAGAUCUCGCCUCAAGUCAACAACCCAAUGCAGCUGCUUCUCCUCUCACUACAACACAUUGCGUCGGUAGAUGGAAUGGCGUUCCUCUUGAAGGUCAGUCUGAAUACUUCUCCAUAACCUCGCCAUCUUUUGCUUCACUCACUCUUUGGCUUCUUCCCUGCAACAUUCAUACAGCCCAAGUCAUCGACGCCUCCAUACAACGCCUGGUGCAGGAAAAUACUCAGCUUUUGGUCGAGAUUACAGCCAAUAUCAGCUCUCUAAAGGUAGCCAUCCCAUAGAAACUCUCAUCAUCAGCUCUAUCGCAGAUCACACUCAGACCCCCUGCUUCCUCACAGCUACAAGAUAACAUCGACAUCUUCCUCCACGUAAAGAACAACAUCGAGUGCAUCCUAAACUGGUGAACACCUUCGUGGACAAUCUCUCCGGCCCAGGUGGGUUUAUUUACUUAUUUAUUCGUUCGUUUUGAAGGAUGAGUGGGAUGCCUGGAGUGAUGGCCCAGAUGCCAUCCCUGCCGAUUUCAGUCGACGAGCUGCUCCUCGCCGCCGCUACUUCGCCGGCUCUGAGUUCUGGGAGCUAUCUGGUCUGAUGUAAGUCCCAUGAAUGAUGAUUUUCUGCAAAUCUAGCAGGCAUUCUUGUUUUCUUUCAUAUUCUUGCCAUGAUGGUCUCGAGUGUGGCGACGAUGGCGCGGUAGUGCUCGACGGCGGAAGCCUCGUCCCUGCUCCUCGCGGCGUAGUCUAGCUGAGCAAGGGACGAGGGAAUGAGACCGAGGAGUUUGGGGGGGGGUAGAGGGAGGAGGAGGGAGAAUCUCACUCUGGUGA